Molecule: messenger RNA, 11006 nt
Organism: Melanotaenia boesemani (Boeseman's rainbowfish)
Lineage: Eukaryota; Metazoa; Chordata; Actinopteri; Atheriniformes; Melanotaeniidae
Gene: celsr1a
Product: cadherin EGF LAG seven-pass G-type receptor 1a
Exons: 36
Coding region: 168-9389 (3073 amino acids)
Biological process (GO): G protein-coupled receptor signaling pathway; homophilic cell-cell adhesion; cell surface receptor signaling pathway
Cellular component (GO): plasma membrane
Molecular function (GO): calcium ion binding; G protein-coupled receptor activity
Source: RefSeq, a predicted model, not a curated record
GGAGCCGCUGCGCGCCGUGGAUACGCUGAAACUAUGGAUACAAAGCGUCUUUCCCCAAGUAAAACUUCACAAUGAGGGAUAAAAGUAAGACGCGGUGUUGGGAGAGGGAGAGUUAAUUCCUAACCGGAGGAGUUUCCGUGAAGCUGGGAUCUUGCAGGUAUACAAGCAUGGAGCCACCGAUGUGUUGGGUUUGGGUUUGUGUCCUGCUGACUGUACCGCUUGCGGGAUGUUUGGAGAUGCACCUUUCAGAGACGUUACAGCCCGGGAGUGUUCUGGCAAACCUGUCUCUCGGCCACGGAUGGACUUAUAAAAUUGACAGGACUUUGUCUCCUAAAUUUAUUCAGAACUUUUUCCAAGUUGAGAAGCACGACGGGGUGAUCCGCCUGUCCCACAAUGUUAACUGUGCGCGCACGCCAAGGAACCCAGCGCCUGUUUAUUUCAGGACAGGUUCCUCAACGCCCGGAGACGUUAUCCUGACACAUUUUAACGUGUUUGUCCACGGCCAGGACUGUUUUAUUAAAUACAAAAGAAAGAAAACGUCAGAUAAGCCAGAUGUUCAUAUUAAACACAUUUUAAAACUGGAGGCAACUUCCUGCUUACCCGCAGGUAAAUUCUUAUUGAAUGUAACAGAACUUUUGCCAACCUUCGCACGGAGCUUUGCCAAAUUGGACACCGAAUGUGUUGGAAAAGACUUCGUUGCGCUGUUCAAACACGGGGAUUUGUUCCUGGUCAAUGACUUGUGUCUUAAGAAAAGGGGGAAGCCAGAGGUGAAUUUGCACUGCGUCUUGCGCAGCGCUAAACGCAGCCAACUCUACGUGCAGCUGAAUUUGACACUUUUAGAAACGUCUGAACAUGGUUCCCAUUCACAAACUUCUCCCAAAAAGCCUGACCGAUUCAUCCACAGGGGGAAGCGACAGGUAAAUGCAUCUCCACAGUUCCAGCUUCCUAACUAUCAAGUGUCUGUGCCCGAGAACCAACCUGCAGGCACAAGGGUUAUCACCCUGAAAGCAACUGACCCUGAUGACGGAGAGGCAGGGAGACUGGAGUACAGCAUGAAGGCCCUGUUUGACAGAAGGUCUGAUGACUUCUUUGAAAUUGACACACAGACAGGAAGCAUAACAACCAUCCAGCCGCUUGACAGAGAAGUCAAAGACACCCAUGUUUUCAAAGUUACUGUGACUGACAAUGGCAGCCCUAAAAGAUUUGCUACUUCUUACCUCACUGUCACCGUCAGUGACACUAAUGACCACACCCCGGUGUUUGAGCAAAAUGAUUACCGCGUCAGCUUCAGGGAGAAUGUGGAAGUCGGCUUCGAAGUGAUAACAAUCCGGGCCACAGAUGGCGAUGCCCCCUCUAAUGCCAACAUGAUUUAUAAAAUUGUGAAUGAUGAUGGAGUCAACUCUGUUUUUGAAAUUGACCCCCGGAAUGGCCUUGUGAGGAUCAGAGAGCGCCCUGACAGGGAAACCCGGGCCCAGUACAAGCUGAUUGUGGAGGCCAACGAUCAGGGCAAAGAUCCAGGUCCCCGGAGCGCCACUGCCACCGUUCACAUCUCUGUGGAAGAUGAAAACGACAACUAUCCACAGUUCAGUGAGAAAAGGUAUGUUGUGCAGGUCCCAGAGAAUGUGGCAGUCAACACUAAAGUCAUCCAGGUGGAAGCAACAGACAAAGAUGAAGGAAACAAUGCCAAAGUUCACUACAGCAUCAUCAGUGGGAAUGUUAAAGGACAGUUCUACAUCCACUCCCUCACUGGUGUGAUUGAUGUCAUUAAUUCUUUGGACUACGAGAUGAUUCGGGAGUAUAAUCUGCGGAUUAAGGCUCAGGAUGGUGGCAGGCCCCCACUGAUAAAUGGCACAGGGAUGGUGGUGGUGCAAGUGGUGGAUGUCAACGACAACGCCCCCAUGUUUGUCAGCACACCUUUCCAGGCUACUGUGUUGGAAAACGUGGCCAUCGGUUAUUCUGUGAUCCACAUUCAAGCAAUAGAUGGUGAUUCUGGAGAAAACUCUCGUUUGGAAUACCAACUCACCGACACCAGGCCUGGCUUUCCAUUCACAAUCAACAACAGCACGGGCUGGAUUACAGUAUGUGAAGAACUGGACAGAGAGACGACUGAGUUCUACACCUUUGGCGUGGAGGCGAGAGAUAAUGGGAUACCUGUGAUGUCAUCUUCAGCGAGUGUCAGCAUCACGGUGCUGGAUGUGAACGACAACGUGCCCACAUUUACAGAGAAGACCUACUCGCUGAAGAUCAAUGAAGAUGCUGUGGUGGGGACCAGCGUGCUGACAAUGACGGCUGUGGAUAGGGAUGUCAACAGUGUGGUGACAUAUCAGAUCUCCAGUGGCAACACCAGAAACCGCUUUGCCAUCACUAGCCAAAGCGGUGGAGGCCUCAUUACCUUGGCUCUUCCCUUGGACUAUAAGCAGGAACGCCAGUUCGUCCUAACGGUCAUGGCCAGUGAUGGAACCCGCUACGACACUGCUCAAGUCUUCAUCAAUGUGACAGACGCCAACACACACCGGCCUGUCUUCCAAAGUGCCAACUACCAGGUGACGCUCAGUGAAGAUAAACCGGUGGGCUCUACAGUGGUGGUGAUCAGCGCCACUGACGAGGAUACAGGGGAGAAUGCCCGCAUCACUUACAUCAUGGAGGACAAUGUUUCUCAGUUUAAGAUUGACCCGGAUACAGGUGCCAUCACAACACAAAUAGAGAUUGAUUAUGAAGAUCACGCCUCCUACACUUUAGCCAUCACUGCUAGAGACAAUGGCAUCCCUUAUAAAUCUGAUACUACCUCUGUGGUGAUUAUAAUCCUGGAUGCUAAUGAUAACACUCCCCAUUUCAUUAGAGAUAUUUACCAUGGGAAUGUAUUUGAAGAUGCACUCGUCUACACCAGUGUACUGCAGAUAUCUGCUUCAGACAGAGAUUCUGGCUCCAACGGCAGAGUAAGUUAUACAUUUGUGGGUGGUGAUGAUGGAGAUGGGGAUUUUAUGAUAGAGCCGUACUCCGGUAUCAUCAGAACUGCUCGCAGGCUGGACCGUGAGAAUGUUCCUGUUUACAACCUGAAGGCCUUUGCAGUGGACAAUGGGGUUCCUCCUUUGAAAGCAGCAGUUUCUGUUCACAUUCAGGUCCAAGACAUAAAUGACAACGCUCCAGUGUUUGAGAAGGAUGAGCUUUUUAUUAAUGUGAUGGAAAACAGCCCAGUAGGGUCUGUUGUGGCCCAAAUCACUGCCACAGAUCCAGACGAGCUCGCCAAUGCUGAGAUCAUGUACCAGAUUGUAGAAGGGAAUAUUCCAGAAGUUUUCCAGCUGGACAUCUUUAAUGGCGACCUCACUGCACUCAUAGACCUGGAUUAUGAGACUAGGACUGAGUACGUGAUAGUGGUCCAGGCCACAUCAGCACCACUAGUAAGCCGGGCUGUUGUGCACAUCCGCCUAGUUGACAUGAAUGACAAUAAGCCAGUUUUGCAGAACUUUGAGAUUAUUUUUAACAACUACGUCACAAACAAGUCCAACAGUUUCCCAUCAGGAAUAAUAGGAAAAGUACCGGCUCAUGACCCAGAUGUGUUGGAUAAACUGCGGUACAAGUUUGAAAGUGGAAAUGAGUUGAAUCUGUUGCUGCUGAACGAAGAAACCGGAGAUCUGAGGCUGAACAAGGUUCUGGACAAUGACAGGCCUUUGGAAGCACCCAUGAUCAUUUCUGUCUCAGACGGUAUCCAUUAUGUGGAAGCGCUGUGCACCCUACGUGUCACCAUCAUCACCGAUGACAUGUUGACCAACAGCAUCACGGUCCGUCUGGAGAACAUGUCCCAAGAGCGCUUCCUCUCUCCCCUGCUCAGCCUCUUCCUUGAGGGCGUGGCAGCUGUUCUCUCCACCAAGCGGGAAGCUGUGUUUGUGUUCAAUAUCCAAAAUGACACCGACGUGCAGGGCUCCAUCCUCAACGUAACCUUUUCUGCGCUGCAGCCUGGAGGAGUGCCGGGUAAAGGAACGUUUUUCCCAUCUGAGGAGCUGCAGGAGCAGAUCUACCUCAACAGGACGCUGCUCAGGCUCAUAUCUUCUCAAGAGGUGUUGCCGUUUGAUGAUAACAUCUGUCUGCGGGAGCCCUGUGAGAACUACAUGAAGUGUGUGUCUGUGCUGAAAUUCGACAGCUCUCCUCCGUUCAUUGCCUCUGACACUGUUCUGUUUCGGCCCAUCCACCCCAUAAAUGGGCUGCGGUGCCGCUGUCCGGUCGGUUUCACUGGAGACUACUGCGAGACCGAGAUUGACCUCUGCUAUUCAGGGCCGUGCAAGAACAACGGGAAGUGCCGCAGCCGAGAGGGUGGAUACACCUGCGAGUGCCUGGAAGACUUUACAGGCGAGCAUUGUGAGCUGAAUGCUUCUUCAGGCCGGUGUGUGCCGGGUGUGUGUAAGAAUGGUGGCAAGUGUGUCAACCGGCUUGUGGGUGGUUUCAUGUGCCAGUGUCCACCAGGGGAGUAUGAAAAACCCUACUGUGAGAUGACCACCCGCAGCUUCCCUGGUCAUUCCUUCAUCACCUUCAGAGGACUACGGCAAAGGUUCCACUUCACCAUCUCCUUCAUGUUUGCUACAAGAGAAAGGAAUGCUCUACUUCUCUACAAUGGCAGGUUCAAUGAGAAACAUGACUUCAUUGCCCUGGAGAUCAUCGCUGAACAGAUUCAGCUCACUUUUUCUGGAGGUGAGCGAAAAACCACGGUGUCUCCGUACAUCCCAGGUGGGGUCAGUGAUGGCCAGUGGCACACUGUCCAGCUCCAUUACUACAACAGGCCUAACAUUGGGCGUUUAGGCAUCCCUCAUGGACCCUCUGCAGAAAAGGUUGCUGUGGUUGCCGUGGACGACUGUGACAUCUCCAUGGCAAUUCGCUUUGGAAAGCAGAUCGGCAACUAUUCCUGUGCUGCCCAGGGAACCCAGACGGGACAGAAGAAGUCCCUGGACUUGACAGGACCACUGUUACUGGGAGGAGUUCCCAACCUGCCUGAGGAUUUCCCAGUCAGGAACAGAAACUUUGUGGGUUGCAUGAGAAAUCUGAGCAUAGACAGCAAACCUAUCGACAUGGCCAGCUACAUUGCUAACAAUGGCACCGCAGCAGGUUGUCCAGCAAAGAAAAACUUCUGCUCAAAUGACAUGUGUCUAAAUGGAGGAGUGUGUGUCAACAAGUGGAACACAUACAGCUGUGAAUGUCCCACAGGUUAUGGCGGCAAAAACUGUGAACAAGAGAUGCCAUCUCCUCAGUUUUUUGAUGGCCAGGCGAUGGUGUCCUGGAGCGAGCCAGACAUUACCAUCGCUGUGCCCUGGUACAUGGGCCUCAUGUUCCGGACCAGGCAGCCUGCAGGGACCUUGAUGCAGGUGAAUGCUGGACCCUCCUCCACCAUCAACCUCAUGGUGAGUGAGCAACAGGUCCGUAUGGAAGUUUUGCUGAGGCAGCAAUUGCUGGCAUCGCUGACCUUUCCCCAAGUUCGUGUCAAUGAUGGGGAGUGGCACCACUUGCUGGUUGAACUAAGAAGCAUUAAAGAUGGAAAAGAUAUCAAAUACAUGGCUGCUGUGUCCCUGGACUAUGACAUGUACAAGCAGAGGUCAGUGGAGAUUGGUAAUGAGCUCCCAGGUCUGAAGCUGCAGGCUCUUCAUGUUGGAGGUCUGCCUGGAGAGGGAAACCUUGUCAACAAAGGAUUUGUGGGCUGCAUACAGGGUGUGCGUAUGGGUGAAACAUCGACCAACGUGGCCAACGUGAACAUGGCUCAGGGUCUGAAGAUCCAUGUAGAAGAUGGCUGCGAUCUAGAAGACCCCUGCGACACCAACAUCUGUCCUGAGAACAGCCACUGCAGUGAUGACUGGAGCACUCACACCUGUGUUUGUGACCCAGGUUACUUUGGUAAACACUGUGUGGAUGCUUGUAAGCUCAACCCUUGUGAGCAUGUUUCCACAUGUGUUCGCAAACCAAGCUCCUCCCAUGGAUACAUCUGCGAAUGUGGACAGAACUACUACGGCCAGUACUGUGAAAACAAAGUGGAGAGGCCAUGUGCUCUGGGUUGGUGGGGCAGUCCUGUGUGUGGGCCCUGUAACUGCGAUACAAACAGAGGAUUUCAUAAAGACUGCAACAAAACUACUGGAGACUGCCGCUGCAAGGACAACCACUAUCGCCCAGAGGGUGAGGACGCUUGCUACCCCUGUGACUGUUUUCAUAUUGGCUCUGAGUCUCGAACCUGCGACCCCAUCUCUGGGCAGUGUCCAUGCAAAGGAGGAGUCAUUGGUCGACAGUGUAACCGAUGUGAUAACCCCUUUGCUGAAGUCACACCCACUGGAUGCGAGGUGGUGUAUGAAGGAUGUCCCAAGGCAUUUGAUGCAGGCAUUUGGUGGCCCAAGACCAAAUUUGGACGCCCUGCUGCCAUGAACUGUCCUAAAGGAUCGAUUGGUACUGCCAUCCGUCAUUGCAGUGAUGAAAAAGGCUGGUUGUCACCUGAACUCUUCAACUGCACCGCUGCCACCUUCUCUCUUCUGAAGAAGCUGAAUGAGGACCUGCGUCGAAACAGUUCACGGAUGGACGGCGAACAGUCCAAGACCAUCGUGCGUUUGCUUCACAGCGCCACAAAUAAAACACCACAUUUUUUUGGUAAUGACGUGAAGAUGACGGCACAGCUGCUGAAUCAUGUGCUGCAAUAUGAGAGCCGGCAGGCUGGGUUUAACCUCACUGCCAUGAAGGAUGCAGAGUUCAAUGAGAAUUUGGUGCGGGCAGGUAGCGCCAUACUGGAUCCUAAAACCAAGGAUUACUGGGAGCAAAUCCAGAGGACAGAAGGCGGCACUGCACAUCUGCUCCGCAACUUUGAGGAGUACGCUAAUACGCUGGCACAAAACGUCAGGAAGACCUACCUGAAACCCUUCACCAUCGUCACUGACAACAUGAUCUUAACUGUAGACUACUUGGAUGUGUCUGACCCAGAGAGGGCAACAUUACCUCGGUUCCAGGACAUCCGGGAGUCCUUCCCCAAAGACCUCAGAUCUUCCAUCCACUUCCCACAGUUUAACCUGCGCUCUCAGGUCCAUAAAGUCGAACCCACUCCUGCCCCCCCAACCCAAACUGAUGCCCCCCAGGGGGAGGAGCAUACAGUGUCUGACAGGAAAAGGCGCCACCUAGAGCCUGCUGCCCCUCUGCCUGUUGCUGUGGUCAUAGUUUACAAGUCUCUGGGACAGCUUCUUCCAGAGAGAUAUGACCCUGACCGCAGAAGUCUGAGGCUCCCUAACCGUCCAGUGAUUAACACAGCCAUUGUUAGCGCCACAGUCCACAACGAAGAUCCUCCUCUUUCACCCAUCCUGGACCCCCCCAUUACUUUGGAUUUCACCCUGCUGGAGACCGAGGAGAGAACGAAGCCUGUCUGUGUGUUCUGGGACCACACCAUUGCGAUUGGGGGUACAGGCGGUUGGUCUUCUAAAGGGUGUGAGGUGCUCAACAGGAACAACAGCCACAUUAGCUGUCAGUGUAACCACAUGACCAGCUUUGCUGUGCUGAUGGACAUUUCCAAGAGAGAGCACGGUGACGUCCUCCCCCUGAAGAUCGUCACUUAUACCACGGUGUCAGUCUCCCUGUUCCUGCUCCUCCUCACCUUCAUCCUGUUGUGCCUCUUGCACCGGCUCCGCUCCAACCUCCACUCCAUCCAUCGGAACCUUGUGGCAACGCUGUUCUUCUCGGAGCUCGUCUUCCUGCUUGGCAUCAAUCAGACUGACAACAUGUUUGUGUGUACAGUGAUAGCCAUCCUCCUCCAUUAUUUCUACAUGUGCACCUUUGCCUGGAUGUUUGUGGAAGGGCUGCAUAUCUACCGCAUGCUGACAGAACUGAGGAACAUCAAUCAUGGACACAUGCGGUUUUACUAUGCCAUGGGAUGGGGCAUACCGGCUAUCAUCACCGGUUUGGCAGUGGGUCUUGAUCCUCAAGGUUAUGGAAACCCUGAUUUCUGCUGGCUUUCUGUUCAUGACACACUCAUCUGGAGCUUCGCGGGACCCAUCUUUGUAGUUGUCCUGGUAAACAUAGUGAUUUUCGUCCUAGCGGCGAAGGCUUCCUGUGGUCGCAGACAGAAAGUGAUGGAGAAGUCAGGAGCAAUUCCUGCGCUACGUAUGGCCUUCCUCCUCCUGCUACUCAUCAGUGCCACCUGGCUGCUGGGUCUGAUGGCAGUCAACAGCAAUGUGAUGAUGUUCCACUAUCUGUUUGCUGUGUUCAGCUGCUUGCAGGGAGUCUUCAUCUUCUUCUUCCAUGUGAUAUUCAACAAAGAGGUUAGGAAAAACCUCAAGAAUGUCUUCACAGGAAAGAAGAACAUACAAGACGAGUCGAGCACCACAAGGGGCUCCUUGCUCACCCGUUCUCUCAACUACAACAACACAUACACAGAGGAUGGCCCACUGUACCGCUCAGCCAUCGGCGAGUCCAACGUCUCCCUGGAUAGUACGCUCAGGUCAGCAAAGAGCCGCAGCAGCUUCCUGGCUUACGCACGCAGGGAAGAGUCAGGUCAAAAGCCUAGUGUUUCUUCAGGAACGGCAAAAGGACACACAGAUCUGGAUGGACCUCUUUUCCACAGAGAUGGCAACAAAGGAGACGACUCUGACUCAGAUAGUGAGUUGUCAGUAGAUGAACACAGCUCCUCUUAUGCCUCCUCCCACUCCUCCGAUAGCGAGGAUGAUGAUGUGGAUGUCAAGCCAAAAUGGAACAAUGAGAGGCCCCUUCACAGCACUCCAAAAGGAGAGUCAGCGUCCAAUCAUGUGAAACCUUAUUGGCCAAUAGAGGCCACCACAGCCAGUGACAGUGAGGACCCAGGUGGGACAGAGAGGCUGAGGGUGGAGACUAAGGUGAAUGUGGAAUUGCACCCAGAAAAUAAACUUAAUCACGUUGGUGAAAGAGAGAGGGAAGCUCUUCAGGAGAGAGACAGGCAGACACCCAGUAAUGCUAAAGACACAGCACCUGCCACUCAGUCCAACAGCAACCACCAACCAGAGCAGAGAAAAGGUAUCUUAAAGAACAAGAUCAGCUAUCCUCCUCCACUGACUGACAAGAACAUGAAGAACCGUCUCAGGGAGAAGCUGAGUGACUACAACUCCCCCACAAUCACCUCCCCUCUGCCCAACAACAAUAACACCUCCUCCCCACCUCCUCCCUCUGUCAACAUCAUGGCCCCUUCAUCCCGGCCGUCUUCGCAGGCCUCUAACGAAGGAGGAGGUCGCAAUCAUGACAACAGCUCCCUCGUGAAGCCACCCAUCGCCCCACGGCCUCAGAUCCCAGUUGGAGCACCAGCGACAAGCAUCUACCGGGAGACCAAUGGGGGGGUUGCCAUGCACUUGAAGUCAGGGACGGUGAAUGGAGGCAAUGAGUCCGACUCCGAUGGCAGUAAUGAGACUUCGAUCUGACCCGUUAGGAAAAUCCAGACCAGCCUGCCCUUGUGAGAGAGGGAGUCUGCUGAGAGAAGAAGAAAAGGAGGGAGACCUGGAGAGUAAUAAAAUGAAAGAAAGAUAAAAAAUGAAGGGAUGUUGAGCAUAUGGCAGAUAGGAGGGAAUAAAAUUUAUUCCCCCUGCCGUAUCUGCCCAUCCAUUCCUCCUCAGGUUUCCUCUCUCUGGAGAGCAGUAUUAACGGCAGACUGGAGGGCUGCCUGGGACAAGAUGGAGAGAUGCGAGAGAUAGUAAAGGGAAUGCUCCGUAGGACUUUACCAAGAAGUGAUGCAAAGGAGCCACGUGUGCCAACACCACUUAAAAAUGGGGACAAAAAGUCAAAUGAUAAAGAAUGCUUUGCAAACCUUACAAAGAUGCUCCUCUGUGGACAUAAAGAGCCUGUUGCGGUUUUAUUACAUUGUACUUAAACAGUUAAAGUUACUGAAACAUGGACGUCACGUCAGAUCAAGUCUUUUGCACGGAGAAAAAACUGAUGCAUAACAAACUGGUACAGUGGCAUGUAUAGUCCUAAAGGAUUUCAAGGACUACAGUUGCUCCAAGCAUAAGACACAACCUGGUCUCUGUGAAUUUUGGACACUUUUGACUCAGAUACAGAACAACUCUAUCACACACUAAGUGCUCUUCUGUUAUGUUGUGUGUUUUUUUAAACUCAAAGGCCUCUACAGCCUCUCAGUGCAGUGUAUUUAGAGUGUAAUUAUUGUGUAGAUAUUUUUUAAGGUGAAGAAGAAAUGAUUUAUUUUUUAUUGCAUUUGAAGCAAGGACAUGUUUCUAAACUGAAAAUAUUUUACUGGCGUAAUGCUGGGAACACUGUUAUGAAAAUCACUACAUAUGCUGGUUUCAUAGAGAACAAAAAGUCUGUGUGCCUUUGUUCUGCACUGAGGGCUCACACAUGCACACCGUUCUCCUGCAGUAGCAUGUAGUGAGCUUUCAUAGAAUUAUAUUCUGUUUGAGUCCAUGACAACCGUAAGGCCUAAAAGAACAUUAAACCAGGAAUGAAGAGGAACUCCUCUGUAAUAAAACUCAGAUUUCCAGUUGGAGCACUACGAACCCGAAGCCUUCUUUUCCAGUGUCCUUCCUGCCAGUUUGUCUGAUACAGCAAACUCCUGGUUACCAAAGUCAUGAAAUACAGCACAUAAGCAGAUUGAAAUUGAGGUCAGUUCAGUUAAACUCAAUUUGAUUCCAAAAUUGUUGAAAAAAAUAGACAUUAAUUGAUCUUUUUAUCAUAAAGGUGAAGCACAGUUUAAAGUAUUUAGCAUGUAAUAAUUGAUAUAUAUAUAAAUUUGUUAAAUUGUUAGAAUCCAAAUUGCAAGUCCACAUGACAUGAACUUGUGUAUUUUGCAGCUAAUAUAUGGUAAUAUACAAUGUACAGUACAUUUACCAGCCAUUGAAUCCUUUUGUAUGUUAUAAACUGCACACCCCAAGUGUUUCGCCCUUAUGUAAUCAUGCUGUCGAUGAAUGUCUUUGUUUUUGUAUGAUCUGAGACACUGGAAAUGUUUUGUAACAUAAUGUAUAUUUAUUUUUUAUGGUUUUAAAACACUGGAAAAAUAUGAUUGUGAUUGUAAAAUUAAAAACAUUAAU